Cantharellus anzutake is the source of this 525-nucleotide messenger RNA. RefSeq lists its product as uncharacterized. The record is from RefSeq and is a predicted model, not a curated record. The transcript has a single exon. NCBI's taxonomy places the organism in Eukaryota, Fungi, Basidiomycota, Agaricomycetes, Cantharellales, Hydnaceae. The coding region runs from base 1 to 525 and encodes 174 amino acids.
AUGGUCGAUGCAGCCCAGGCAAUCCAGGCUAUGUUUCUGGCCCUCCAUGAGGACACCCUUUCUAAUGAUGACUAUUACUACAUCAUACAUGAAUGCCUCCUUGGGAUCAAGAGAAGGAUCCUCAAAGUCAUGCCCAGGUCCAACCAGAAGUACCUUGACUUCGUCAGGAAUUCUAUAGUCUUCUUGGACACAUGGGAAACCAUAGUGCCUAAGAUUUCACAUGCAAGGGAUUUUAUGGAGAAAGACAUUAAGACUGAUGAGCAGGCCCAUUGGGUUGGGAACAUAGACAAAAACUCCAUCAAGAAGUUCUUUGGUGCCAUGCCCAAAUUUCAACCACCUGCUGCGAUCCCCAGAGACCCUAAGGACACACCCACUAAUGUCAAGCCAGUACCUAAGUCUCCCAGCCCCAUGGAUGAAGACCUUAAGGUGAUGCGAGAUGUUAAAGGGAAAGCAUGGGCCCACACUGAUGAGGAUUCUGCCUUGAAGAAGACCUCAGUGUCACAUAGAAGUUCUGGUCAGGAAUGA